This is a messenger RNA of Symbiodinium natans, 1281 nucleotides long. Lineage: Eukaryota; Dinophyceae; Suessiales; Symbiodiniaceae. The record is from the annotation of a GenBank genome assembly.
AUGGCACGUGCGAUGGCGGACUCAGAGGUCUGGUCGAUCGGAAGCAUCGACCCGAUGACCGAAGAGAUGAACCCCACACGGGCGCUCCAGUCUCGUCGCCUGCAAGCUUGUUUCUAUUUUACAGGCGUCGCAUCACUUCUCGGCUGGCAAAUUAUUCUGAGCUUUACUCACAGCUUCGACUGCACGCUUUUCCUUGGAAAGCGCUUUGCUGGAGCUGGUUGGGCCUUUUGGUGCUCGAUGGCCUACUCGCUGGCCGUGAACAUUACCCAGCUCGUUCUCACCAGUCGCAGGGUCUUGUCCCGAAUCCCUUUUGCAGUGCGGUGGAAUGUAGCUGCGAUAUGUGUUGCGUUGUCGCUGAUCGGCCUUUUGCUAUGCCAUAUCUACACGACCCCCGACACACUUGAGAUGGGCUUCGCGAUGGCCGUGGCAUGCGUGUCGCUCACGGGGGCGGCCUCGGGAAUCUGGCAAGCCUGUGCCUUCGGCUUGGCUGGAUGCCUUUCCCCGUGGUUCGCCCAGGCCCUGAUGUUUGGUCAGGGCCUGGGUGGGGUGUUCUCCAGCAUCAUCGGCGCCGCCUUCAGUACCAGCAGGUCCGGGCUCAUCUUCAGCUUCACUUUUGCCGCCGUCUUUGAGCUGCUGGGCAUCCCAAUUUUUUAUCAAAUGAUCCGCAACCCGAUCGUGCAGGAAGCGGGGGCGUUGAAGCCCUGCGCGCCUGCUGAGAGCCAGGUGACGCCCUCCAGCAGCCCUGUGCUGACACGUGCACGGUCUUCACGCGAGAUCUUGGUUCAGAACGCCUGGCCACAGGCCUUGACGGUGAUGGCUGUCUUCACUGUCAGCUUCACCGUAUUCCCAGGUGUCACUUCCAGGCUUUCGCCUGGCGCCAGGGUUCCAGUGCUCAUUUCACUUUUUCAGAUAAUGGAUCCCGUCGGCCGCUUUGCGCCGAAAUGGUCAGUGCUGCGCAUCAGUGAAGGGUACGUUGUCUCGUUCCUUGCUGGUCUGCGAAUCCUUUUCAUACCACUGUUCAUCGCUAUGCAACGCGAGAGUUUGCAGAGUUGGGCGCAGAGUGAUGUCCUGCAGUUUGCUGUGAUGGUUGCCUUCGCGUUUUCCAACGGCUACGUGUCAACAUUAUCUAUGAUGCUUGGGCCAGAGCAACGUGGCGUUUCCGCCGAUGAACGGGAACCAGUGGGUACCAUGAUGUCUUUGUCGCUGGUCUUCGGAAUUUGGCUUGGAAGUGUGCUGGGUCUCAUGACCCAAGUUGGCGUACAGGACGUCAACACAUGUUGA